Molecule: messenger RNA, 3183 nt
Organism: Ahaetulla prasina
Lineage: Eukaryota; Metazoa; Chordata; Lepidosauria; Squamata; Colubridae
Gene: CCDC13
Product: coiled-coil domain containing 13
Exons: 17
Coding region: 276-2417 (713 amino acids)
Biological process (GO): non-motile cilium assembly; cytoplasmic microtubule organization
Cellular component (GO): centriolar satellite
Source: RefSeq, a predicted model, not a curated record
GUUUAGGAAAUCUUUCAGAGAAAAACUAUGUAAGGUGAUGUAGCCUUCGAGAAGGGAGGAACCUCAAACCUCAGAAAGACAAUUGUCAGAACAUCCAGCUGUGGUCAUUGGGGGGGAAAAAAUGACCUGGUUUAAGGUCUUUGCCAAGCUCUCCCCAAGUAUUGAAGGCGUGAAGAUCUCGGGAUGUCAAAGCGAAGUUGGAGCCAGGCGGAAAAGGAGCCAAUUAACCAACUUUCUGUUUCGGAGUGCCUUGAGCGGGUCUGAGAAAGGUCGCAAUGGAGGCUGACGAAGCUGUCAACGAAAACCUAAAAAUGCAGUUUAAGGCUCUCCAGGAGCAGCAGCAGCAAAGGAUGAAAAAUCUGAUGGAGAAGAAAAAGGAAAUUCAACACAGCCUAAAACUGGACAACAAAGAGAACCAAGACAAGGCCUUCGGGAUGCCAGACGCUCUCAGCUUAUCGCUUUUGGCACCCGAGACGUCCGAUUCAGACAUUGGGACAAAAUUGCUGGAAAAUGAAAACGAGCAGCUGCAGAACCAACUCCGUGAGCUGGUGGAUGAGAACGGUCGGUUGUACAAACUCUUGAAGGAAAGAGAUUUGGAAAUAAAGCAACUUCAUAAAAAGAUUGAGGAGGAGCGGCUGGCUCUACUGGGGACUGCUGGUUUAUCGGGGGAUGUUGCAGCUUCUAAAAUUGUGGAACUGGCCAAGCAGAACCGGCACGUGACGGCUGAAAUGGAAAGGGAGAAAACCAGAACAAAACAGUUGAACAACCGGAUCAAACAACUGGAAAAAGAUCUGCAAAUAUCAACUGCUAAGUUGCAAUCCCACGGUGACAGCCCAGCUUUUCGUAAAAAGCUAGACGGCACUAUGAGCCCAGAAGUGAAAGCAUUGCACGAAAAAUUGUCUGCUGUGAAUCUCAAAGCAUCUGAAUAUCGCAACCAGCUACAGUCCACAAAGCAGGAACUUAAGAUGACGCAAAAGCUUCUCAGCCACGAAGUAGGCGAAGACGUCAAUAUACAAAACCUUUUGUCCAAUCCCGGCAGCUGGCGAGGACGGGCUCAACAAAUACUUGUCCUGCAAGGCAGAGCCUUCUGUAUCCUGCUUAUACAGGUCCGGGACUUAGAAACCCAACUGAACUGUCACAAAAGAAAAUUAUCCGAGAAUGAUACCAAUGAAGACCCGUUGAGCUUCGCCGACCCCAGGAAGUCCUCAGCCCAAGUCAAGAACCAGCUGCGGAUUCGCACCUUGGAAAGGGAGAAGAAAGAAGCUUUGGAAAAGCUCAUGAACCAGUACCAAGUCCUUCAAAAGGAUCACGAGGACGUGAAGAAGAAGCUGGAGGGGUCCAAAGCCAGAAACAAGGUCUUGUCCAACGAGGUGAAGACCCUGAAGGACCAAAUUUCCACCCUGAUGGAGAAGGGGAAGCAUGACAACGAACUCGUGGAUGCUCUUGUGAGCCAGCAGAAAGAAAUGCAAGGCAUCUUAAAAAAUCUGAGCCAGCAAGAAGACAGAAACGCGGAAGGUGAGAAGGCCCUGGGGAAGAAACUGAACUCUGAGAUCCAGAAGCAAAGCUGCCUCAUUGAGCAGCUCAGGCAGAUGGUAGCCGACCGAGAAGCUCAGGUAAAGGAGCUGGAAGAAAUGGUCAGGCAGCUGAAGUUGCAGCAGCGAAACCUGCCCCUCCAAGAGGAAAGUGGAUUAGAUUCGGGUUCCACACUGUCUACAGAGUCUUUAGAAGAGGAAAAUCAGAAUUUAGCAUCCCAGAAGGAAGACUCUAGCAGAAAUGACAGCUCCAGACGGACAACAUCGAAGAUGGGACACACCCUUGUGGACUCCGCAGCAACGUUAUUUCCAGCAACUCCUGGCAGGGCACCAGAGCAGGACGAGGUCGGUUUCAAGACCCUUCAAGCGCAGAUCACGGAAUACAAGACUCUCUGUCAAGCAGCAGAAGUGGAACGCGACCAUUUGAUAGAGCUGGUCAGCAUCCUACAGAAAAGGGUGGAUGAGAGCAUCACCAAAGUCUGGGAAGCGGAGAAGAAAUUUCAGGAACAGCAGCACAAGUACGCCGCUCUUGAGCAGCAGUUUGCAAAGCUGAAGAUGGAAUCCGGGAAGACAGUCGUGGCCCCCAAAGUUCAGCUCAAGACCAAAGCAGCUCAGCCACCCAGCAGUGCCAAAAUGAGCUGGAACGCCGGGGAUAAAAAAGAUCUGCCAUCCGUCCAACUUUCCGAAGUGCCUCUGGAGUCUCAGUUAGAGGAACUCGCCACACAGCUGGCGAUCCAGAUGGACGAGAUCGAAGGCCUGAAGAGCGCUUUGCAAGAAUCUAUCCGGACCAAAGAGGAAGACUUCCAGGUGUACCAGGACACCGUGGGACAGGUGAAGGAGAUCUUCCUGCACGCUCUGAAGCAGCACACGCAGGAGAAGAACUGAGCCGGUCCCGGUGGUGGGAGGGGGUUAGUCCCGCUGUCCAGAUAUGGUCCCUCCGAGGUGACUCUCAUUUAAAUACUUUCAGGAGGGCGCAGAAGAUACAGCAGACGUUGGUCCUGUAGAAGAUGCGGGUGGUCCCCAGCUAGAGGGACCCAGGGGCCAACUCCUCUCAUCCAUAAUGAUGUACUCAUAGCCAUAUUCACCGGAUCGGUAGUCUGGCACUCGUUCUGAACGAGUCUAGAAUCCGUAAGCGGGAAGAAUUUGCUUGGGUAGAAAUGAACUUUGGAUCAACUUUGACAUCCCUUGCCAAACAAAACCUGUUUUAAAACUUUUCCAGUGUAAAUACAGACCCUGUUGUCACUUGGCAAGACCCGGACAAAAUAUAAUGUCUCGUUUAUUUUCUUGAAAGACAUGAUACGCUGCUGCUUUGCUCGCGCAGUUGUGAAUUGCAGGGAAGGCGGUGGGUGAGCUCUUUUUCCUGGAUCACACAUUUACAACCGUGUCUGCAUACUCCCCGUGCCUUAUUUCAUCUCUGCCCAAACUUGCUUCACCAUCAGUUAAUUCCCAAAUGGUCUUCAAGUUUGUCGUUUUCUCCUUGCUGAGUUGCUGAGGGAGGGCUCAGAUUAAAUUAGAUAAAAUAUUGACCCGAAAGGAAUUCAGCUUGAGUUGAAGAUGAUUUGGCACCCUGUAGCCAUGAAAAGAAAAGUAGGCAAAAAGAUAGAUAGAUGAGAGAUACAGAGAGCGAGAUGGAGGGAUAAAGACAGAUACC